Molecule: messenger RNA, 1989 nt
Organism: Dictyostelium discoideum AX4
Lineage: Eukaryota; Evosea; Eumycetozoa; Dictyosteliales; Dictyosteliaceae
Product: UBX domain-containing protein
Exons: 1
Coding region: 1-1989 (662 amino acids)
Source: RefSeq, a predicted model, not a curated record
AUGAGUAGGAAUAAUAAUUAUAAUGGACCAACAACAUCAAGUGGUAAAAGUAUUGGUGGUAUAAAUAAGAGUACAAAUCGUAAUCGUAAUCGUAGAAAUAAUAAUUAUAGUAAUGAUAGCAAUAGUAGUGGUGGUGGUGGAAGUUAUUCAUCAGCAUCAUCUUCAAGAAGAACUAAUAGUAAUGGUAGUAAUAGUAGUAUUAGUAGUAAUGGUACAUCAAUGAGUGAAGAAAUUAUUGAAGAAUCAACAUUUGAUUCAUCAGGUAAUAAUAAUAGUGGUGGUGGUAGUGGUGGUGGUGGUGGAUCCACAAGUGUAACUUCAAAAAAGAUAAUUAAUGGUGUUAAAAAUACAACUACAACCUCAACAUUAUCAUCUUCAUCUAGUUGUAUUCAAAGUAACAAUAAUAAUAAUGGUAAUAAUAAUGGUAAUGGUAAUGGUGGAGUAUAUAGUGUUGGUGGUCUUUUAGGUAGUAGUGGAGGUAUGAUGCAACCAUUACCUGGUGGUGGUCCAAUUAAUUUAUCAUCAUCUACAGGAAUGCAAUAUCCACAAGGAUCAGUUGAUAAUUUGAUGGCACCAAAUGUAAAUAGAGAUGGUGGUGGUCAUUUUGGUAAUUAUACGCCUUUUCUUAGUAAAGAUUUUAUGAAUAAUAUCAUUGGUCAACCAAGAGCACCAUUAGGUCAUAUGAGACCACAAGAUAUUUAUGAACAAACUCAAUUAAGAAAACAACAAAUGGAAAAUAAAGCAAAUCUUGAAGAAAUUUAUGAUGAAAAUGAUAACGAGGAUGAUGAUGAUGAUGAUGAUGAUGAUGAAGAAGAAUAUGAAGAUGAUGAUGAUAAUGCUGAUAAUACUGAUCAUACUACACAACAAUCAAAUCAACGUCGUCGUAAUGAUAGAUUCUCUGACUAUCAAGGUGAUGAAGAUGAAGAUAUUGCUUUACAAAGAGCUAUUAAUGAAUCCAUAAGAUUACAACAACAACAGCAGCAACAACAAAAACAACAACAACAAAAAACAAAGCAAACUAAUAAUAAUAAUAAUAAUAAUAAUAAUAAUAAUAAUAAUAAUAAUAAUAAUAAUAAUAAUAAUAAUAAUAAUAAUAAUCAAAAUAAUCAAAAUAAUCAUAGACAACCAUCACCACCGCCACAACAACAACAACAACAAUCACAACAAUCACCACAACAAUCACAACAAUCAAAAAAUAAUAAUCAAACAAAUAAACCAAAUUUAGGCUCACCAAAUACACCAUCAAGAAGAAAGGUUAGAUUUGGUGGGUCAUCACCAAAUGAUGAAAUUAAUGAAUAUAAACAAAAUAGCGGAAACUAUAAUAAUAGUAGUAAUAAUAAUAAUAAUAAUCAAAAUAAUAAUCAAAAUAAUCAAAAUAAUAAAUAUGGUUAUAGAGUUAAUAAUUGUUUAAAUAUUAGUAAUGAAUCUGAUGAUAAUGAAGAAGAAUAUUAUGAGAAUAAUCCAGAAGCACAACAAUUUCUAUCAUCAAUAGAUAAAGGUAGAUUAGAACAUAAGAAAAUGAUAAAAGAUUCAAGAAAGAUUAGAGAGGAACAAGAGAGAGAAUUUAAUGAAUCUUUGAAAAAAGAUAGAGAAAAGAAAGAAGAGGAAGAAUUAGAGAGAGCUUUAAAAUUAUCGAUGGAAAUUGAACAACAAACUCAAAUCUCCAUAAAAAGAGAUAGAUUACCAGUGGAUCCAUCGAUUGGAUUAUCUCUGGAUCAAAUUAAAUCUUCUCCUAUUAAAAUUUGUGAAAUCUCAAUCAGUUUACCACCUGAUGGUACUAGAAUCACUAGAAAAUUCUUUGUAAAUAACACUUUUCAAUCAAUUCGUGAUUGGGUAGAUAUUCAUUUAUUCGAUUCAAACUCUCAAAUAAAUUUAUCAACCUAUGAAUUAGUAACCAAUUUCCCAAAAGAAUCUUUAACUGAUAAUUCAAAAACUUUAUUAGAUUUACAUUUAUACCCACGUGCAAUUUUAAAUUUAAGAGAACCUUAA